Molecule: messenger RNA, 5822 nt
Organism: Cottoperca gobio
Lineage: Eukaryota; Metazoa; Chordata; Actinopteri; Perciformes; Bovichtidae
Gene: syt16
Product: synaptotagmin XVI
Exons: 7
Coding region: 1-1695 (564 amino acids)
Molecular function (GO): phospholipid binding
Source: RefSeq, a predicted model, not a curated record
AUGCACUGUCUGUUUGUGUGGUCUGAUCAGUGUGUCAUUGUGUGUCCUCUCUCCCUCUCCCUCCUCCUGCCAGUACCCCCAGAGGCCAUCGGCUUCCUGUCAGCGGUGGGCGUCUUCAUCGUGGCGUUGGCCGUCCUCUUCCUCUUCAUCAACAAGAAGCUGUGUUUUUCACGCGUCGGAGGAAUGCCCUGUCUGGAGCAACAUGGCCGCCGGAAGAAAGGACGACUGGGAGUUCGCCAGGGGCUCGUGAGCAGCUACGGUGAGGAUGAGGAUGAUGGCAGCAGCUCCUCUGACAGUGAAGACGAGGUCCUGAAGCAGUUUGAGAUCUCCGUGUCGCGUUCGCAGAGUUUUCGUAACCCUGCAGUAGCAAGCGGCAGCGAGCAGAAGCCCCAGCAGACGCAGCUGUCGUUGGGCCGACGCCACAAAUUCACCCGACUGUCGGACCAGGAGGAGGGAAGCACCGAGCCGUCAGACUGUGAAGAAAUGGAGGCUAAGAGCCAGCAGCAGGGUUUCCAGGAUCCGCUCUCUGCAGCGGUAGAAGAGAGCGAGAGGGCGGCGACGGCGACGGCGACGGCCUCUCCGGACAAACCUGCUGCACUCAGGGCAUCAGGCGCCAGGGACAGUCCCAAGCUGAAUAUGAACCGGCAGGCCGCAGACGGCAGCGAGGACACGGAGAAGGCCGCAGAUUGUGUCAAAAAUGAUGUCACAGACAGCUCCCCCACCUGGAGCCCCGAGCCUCCACUGGACGACGUCACGUCUCAGCCGGUCAGCUCUUCCCCUCGACCCCCGAUCUCUAAAUGUGGAGACCUAGUUCUCUCUCUGGAGUACCGCCCCGACACAGAGAAGCUGCUGGUGUCCGUCAUCGCGGCCCGGGACAUCCCCGACAAGGCCCGCAGCGGCAUGGACUCUUGGCAGGUGCACAUGGUCCUGCUCCCCUCCAAGAAACAACGGCACAAGACGGCGGUGCAGAAAGGUUCGCUGCCGCACUUCAACGAGACGUUUCGCUUCUCGCGCCUGGAGGCGUCAGAUCUGCAAAUGUCGGCUGUCAGGUUCAGGCUGUACGCGCUGGGACCGUCUCGGAUGUCCCGCGAGCGGAUGAUGGGGGAGAAGGUGCUGCGUUUAGGUGGGCUGGACCCUGACGGAGGGACGAUGGAGACGACGCUGGUUCUGGAGCCUCGCAAUAACCUCAAGACCGUGGACUCCCAGCUGAGCCUGUCUGCUGUGUCUCAGAGCGACAGCGCCUCAUCCACUCAGUCUCUGACCCACGGCGGCGUCCCCGAGCUGCUGGUGGGUCUCACCUACAACGCCACCACGGGACGUAUGUCUGUGGAGCUCAUCAAGGGGAGCCACUUCAGGAACCUGGCCAUCAACAGACCACCAGACACCUAUGGGCGUCUGACUCUGCUGAACUCGGUCGGUCAGGAGAUCUCUCGCUGUAAGACGUCGGUGCGUCGCGGCCAGCCCAACCCCGUCUACAAGGAGACGUUUGUCUUCCAGGUGGCACUGUUCCAGCUAUCGGAUGUCACUCUGCUGGUCUCCAUAUACAACCGGCGCAGCAUGAAGCGCAAGGAGAUGGUGGGCUGGAUCGCUCUGGGCCAGAACAGCAGCGGCGAGGAGGAGCAGCUCCACUGGCAGGACAUGAAGGAGAGUCGAGGACAGCAGGUCUGCCGCUGGCACGUCCUGCUCGAGGCGUAACGCCACCAAGAUUUAGGAUUUUUUCUUUAAAGAGGAAAGGGAGGGUAUUGCGUUGAAGGUUGUUUUGAUCUGCGGACAUGAUGAUGCAUGUGGCUUCAGAGGCGAUGGAUUCAAGGACUUCUCAGAGCACACUCUCUCCUAUCAGCACAGAAACAUCAAACCUGCCUGGGUGUUUGCUGUCAACAUGAGGAACACUAUCGGAGGCCGACACAAGUUUAAAAUCUUUCUGUUGAUGAAUAAAGAAAUGAAAGAAGGAAGCCUUCAGUAAGGUCAGAUGACUGAAGUAUCCACUUAAGUGUUUCUUUGUCACGUAAAAUCUUUUUACAGUUUAAGGUUUCGUGCAGACAUUCCCUUCUCCUUCUCAAGGGAACAUCUUUGUACAAGAACCAUUCGGCCUCCAAGACGAGCUGAGAAUGUGUCCUUUACUUCUAUCUUUUCGAGGAGCUGCAGUUGAGUUUUUCCAGUGAAAUGCUGUGUUAGAAAGUACAAACACAUUAGAGGUGUGUGUGCGUGUGUGUGUGUGUGACUUGUUAUUUCUAGAUCUUGCUGUUCUUUUACUGGAUGGCAAAUCAAUGGAGAAGCAAACAAAACUGCAGAGCGAGAAACAGGAAACAGAAAGAAGCAAUGUCUGGAAAAUAUAGUAUAGAAAAAUACUUCAGGAACAAAUUGAACAGGUAACAUUCAUCCACUGAUCUAUCCACACUUUACGUUCCUUACCACCAUAGUUUGCGCCACACGGCUCUAAUUUGGGCUUUAACCAUCAAUCUUUUUCAAUUAAUCCAACAAAAAACUGAAAUAAAAGUAAAGUAUCUAACUUGUAGGGAAGCUGGUGGUCAUUUGUGGACCUUUAUGGACUUCAGAGAGUUUGACUCUAAAGCUAAUCCUAAAGAAAGUCUUUAGAGUUUUAACUCAAUAUAUAAUAUAACUAACUAAACAUUUACUUUGUACAAGAUGUAACCAGCAAACGUUUACUAUUUUAAUUCAUAAACGCCACAAAAUUCGAAUUUUCUUUUGGUGAUUUUCUGAAAGUCUGCGCAAAGGAUGACGUGACCAUGAAAUACUGAGUGAAGAAACAAAACACGAGAGUAGAAGUGAAGCUGUAGAGGAGGCAGGCGUCUCAUUCAUAUUCUCCUCCUGACACGUGUGCUGUACUACAGGCAGGAUGUACCAGCAGCUGGAGACUCUUAACCCCCGUCGGGAUGAGAGCCAUCUCUUCCCUCGUUGACGCUGAAUUAUGUUAUUUGGCAUCGGCUCCAUCUCCUUCACAGGGCAAAGCUCAUUUCGACACCCAUCAACGCUGAGCUGAAAAGAGGCUUUAAAAAUAUCUCUGCAGCUGUAACAUGCGAUGAAUUACCCUGGAAGUGUGUGUGCCCCCCCCCCCCCCCCCCAACACAGUCGCUUUGUGGUAAUUGGUAGUUACAGCUGUAGAAGCGUACAGUGUGAUGACGGUAAUGCUGCUGCUAAUGCUCAUCCUCUUCCAGUCUGAGCAUCAUUGAGUCAUAAUGCAGCAGUUCAGCCCGGAGGGGGGGGGGAUUAUAUUUGUUUGUGUCGAGAGAUACUGUAGCUCCAAACCUCUCGGGGUGUGGGGGGGGGGGGGGUUCACACACGGAGAGCGAUUAUUUUCUUCGGGCAGGUGACAACAAAGCUCUCUUUAGAAAAAGAUGAGCUCGGUUUGUGAUCGGAGGGAACGGCACGAAGAAGACUCAAAAAGCACACAAUGUUAAGGAGAUGACAGUCAGGAAUUACUUUUGGAAAGUGAAGCAUAACAAAUUACCUUAAAGGCUGAUGCUCAUAUUCAAAUUCCGCAUGUAAAUGUAAAAAGGUCAGUUCACCCAAAUCCCCACACAGCCCUACAGGCGGUUAGACAUCCAGAGUUUUAGAAGACUUCGGCCUCAACAAGAAUGAAGUUUUGUCUGCACAGAAAUGUGUUUUUUUUUGCAUCAUCCUCAGACAAAAAGAAGAAAGACAAUAUUUAUCAUAUAUUAUUAGAUAUGUGUAGCUUUAAAGUGAAAUUCUGUUUAAAUUAAUUGUUUCUGCACCAUCAUUUUCUGCAGAUGUGUAGACUUUAUUCACUUAUUCACUUUAUUUUGGACUUGGGAUAUUGGGCUGUACAGCGAUGAUUCACAGCUGUUAUUAAUGUUUGUUCAGGCAAUUAAAACUAAUUGGUUGAGGUUCGGGUUAAAAGAAAACAGCAGUGUGAAUAUCACACUCUUUGUCUUCCCUGGCCUCUGUUUAAUUGUUCAAAAGGACAUGCAGAUAAACCCUGAAACUCUUGAUUUUCACUACCAAACCCGCCACCUUCAUCAUCACUGAAUUACAAUAUUAGUUUUCAUUAACUGCCGAACAAUAUCCCAGAUGAUCCACAACAUCAGACCCUCUCAGUUCCAAAGAGAACACAGUGUUUUAUUUAUUUAUUCAGGGAAGUUUCCAGCAGUGAAGACUGAAAACCAGGUUGAUAUGUGGAAGGGCACCAUUUAAUGGACUCAUUGUUUAUCUGUUAAAUGCAGGAAGCUGUAAAUGCUGUAUAACUUGUGUCUAAACUGCAGGUGUGUGAUGGCGAGUACUUCAGGUAUAAAUGAAGAGCGAGUGAAGAAUAGGAGUGCUGGCUUGAUGUUUUGUAGAAAGAUUUCCUGCAAUGGCUGGAUUCUUUUUAUUCGUCUUUUCACUCCUCGAAGACAAAACAUGAGAAUUUUAAGGACAACAAGUUAGCUACAAUUAGCUUCUGUUGUGUAAAUGCUACUGUAACAAUGCCACGGGGCGUGCAACAUUUAUUGCAGCAUGAAACACAAUGUUUGGUGAAAUAACAAAAACAUAUGCAGAAAAUGUCUUGUUAGAAUACAGCACAACAAACUGUGACUUUUCUCAAAGUACAGUAUAUAUAUAUUUAUAUUUAUUGGAAGUAUGUUUUUGUCAGUGUUCCCCCUAAACGCUGCUGUUGACUUGCUAGCCUGCUGUUAAAUUUUCAUUUUGACCUGUCACAAGAUUUAAAAUCAGCACUCCUAUUCUGCAGGCUUCAUACAUGUGAGCGUGAAUAGUAACACAAACUAUAUUUACUGCACAGACUGAUGUAUUCUAUGCAUGUUGAGUUGUUGUAUAAAAUCUAUAAUAUCUAUUCUAUAUUUUUUGAAAUAGUAAAUGUGUAAUGUUCUUAUUAGUAUUUCCCAGGAUUUCUAUUCGUAUAUUUACACGUCUGCAUGCUCAGUUUGAGAUCCCAGGUUGCAUUGCGGGUGUGAAACAAUCGGAUUGUGCUGCAGAUGUGACAAAGUUGUGAUACUCCCAAGAUAAAGUGCCUGUAAAGUUUUGAGAUGAAACAUAUCCACCACGAUAACGAGAUGAUCCCAGUUUGCAUGAAGCCUUCUUGUUGUUCCCUGUGAAUGCUGCUGUAGAACUGCAUGCAUGGAAGGUGACUGCAGGGCCUGAUGUCAAGACCUGGACCAGGACUGAGGUCUGAGUCAGACUGGAGUCAGUGACGUGCACAACAGGCAGGAAGUCCAACCAAAGUCAAAAACAAACAACAAAGCCAACUGAAACGCUAAACAUAGCAAAGAAAACACAUCUGAAUACACAGAUGUAUAUUUUGAUGGAAUCAUUUGUUAUUUGAUGGCACACAUAUCUAAUAUGAGGGGAAAACAUUAUAAUAACUUGACCCCCGGAUCGCUAGCUUAGCUUAGCUUAGCUUAGCAUACAGACUGGAAGCUAAUAUUUAAACCUACCUCCACCUAAAGUUCACAGUUGUAUCUGGUUUGUUUAAUAAACAUUUGCCAAACGUAACUCCUCGUAAAAAGCACAAACUGUCAUCUUUCAACUCUUUCUGCUAAAAAUGGCGUUCCCAUACAACUAAACUGCAUUCUCAAUCAUGUUUCUCCUCGCUUACCGUCGCCAUUUUAAACAUGUGGUUAACUUUGUGAAUCAAAAUAAAAAGGCAACAAAACACAUUUAGUAAAAGAUCAGAUAUUAAUGUUUUCAGGAACCUGUAACUUUGAAAUAGAAAACACAGCUGACUCUGCAGAGACUGAAGUCCUGGUUUGGUCUGGUGGGGGCCGUGCAUGCUGAGCCCCCGCGGCACACAGAAAGCACUUUUUGUACAAAGUUUUGUCGUUGCCAAUAAAACCCAGAAGAUCCCUGCU